Molecule: messenger RNA, 678 nt
Organism: Penicillium cataractarum
Lineage: Eukaryota; Fungi; Ascomycota; Eurotiomycetes; Eurotiales; Aspergillaceae
Exons: 2
Coding region: 1-678 (225 amino acids)
Source: RefSeq, a predicted model, not a curated record
AUGGGACUCAUCAGUCGUGUCCUCAAGGUCACCGCCGCCGGCACCGUCGCCUCGGUCGGUGUCUUCUUCGGAGCCACGCGCAAUGACGUCUUCGAGCCCAUGGACGUCAACGAUCCCAUCUUCUCCUCGCCCUUCUUCCAAAAGUUCAACCCCGAGCGCAACCCUACUCUGCAUGACCUCUGCGUUCGUCGCAUCCCACUCGACAAGCUCAACCCCUCAUUGCUGGAGAAGAAGGGCAAGCUGGUCGAGGCAUUCUGCGCGGGUGUCUGGGGUGGCAUGGGAUACAUUCCCCAGCGCGCAUACCUCGCCAACAAGUACCAAGGCCCCGAGACUGCCAGUCAUCUUUGGGAGCGCAAGGACCUCCUUGCAAGCACCUACGAGGUCGGCACCAUCAUCACCGACCACUUCGAGGUUGUCGAGAAAACCGAUGAGAAGAUUGUCGUCCGCUGUGGCGCAUCCCCCCGCGAGCAAGGCGUCCGCCCCUCCGACGGUCUGUUUGAGAUUGGCGCAGUGGUGAAUCAGGACAAGGGAGAGGCCGAGUUCACCCUCAAGAGCUGCUUCUACCAGGGUCUAGGCAAGGCCGAGGCGGCUCCUAUGGGUCCCGUCAUGGUCUGGUUGCACCAACAGUACGCCAAGCUGUGGAUGGAGACUGCUAUCCUGAAGAACUGCGUUCGGUAG